Messenger RNA from Funneliformis mosseae, 648 nucleotides. Lineage: Eukaryota; Fungi; Glomeromycota; Glomeromycetes; Glomerales; Glomeraceae. The record is from the annotation of a GenBank genome assembly.
AUGGGCGAUAGGAGAAAAAAGCUUGAAGAAUUGGUAGCUAAACGUAAAGUAGCUGACGAAUCUAACGAAGGAGAUAAUGACAAUAAAAAGAAUAAGCCAAAACCAAAAUCUAAUGCGGCAGCGCCUGCGAAAGCUACAAAGUCACAAACUUCUCCUGCCACAAAUCCUAAGCAAUCUUCACCUGCAGCAAAAUCUAAAGGGGGUAGACCAACACGUCAGGACCAAUAUGAAGAAGAUGGCUUCAUCGUGGAAGAAGAAGAAGAAGAGGGAGAAGUAGAAUCAGAAACUGAAAGUGGUUCAGUGUCUGAAGCGUUUAGUGUAUCAAAUGAAUCAUCCGAAUCUGAUUCUGACGACGGAAAAAAGAAAACGAAGAAAGGCAGCAAACAAAAACAAAAAAAUAGCAAACCUAAACAAAAGAAGAGGACAACAAAAAGAAAAAAGGAUGAGGAUAGUGACGAUGAUGAUGAUUCCGAAGAUGAUUCAAAGAGAAGAUCUAAUAAGAAAAAUAAAAGGGAAUCAGAUUCAGACGAUUUUGAAUUCUUAGACGAUGAUGUUCAAGCGAUUGAUACAAGUUUAAUCAUAAAGGAACGAAGGACGAGAGGAAAAAAGAUAGAUUUUACAGGAAUGGAUCCUUACGAUGACAAAUGA